Messenger RNA from Cyclopterus lumpus (lumpfish), 3255 nucleotides. RefSeq names its product dual specificity mitogen-activated protein kinase kinase 6. Lineage: Eukaryota; Metazoa; Chordata; Actinopteri; Perciformes; Cyclopteridae. The transcript is spliced from 12 exons. Gene Ontology annotation, biological process: MAPK cascade; protein phosphorylation. Gene Ontology annotation, molecular function: MAP kinase kinase activity; ATP binding. The record is from RefSeq and is a predicted model, not a curated record. The coding region runs from base 371 to 1381 and encodes 336 amino acids.
GGAAAUACGUCAUCACGUCGUUGAAACCUUCAGCUGUCAGACUUUGGCCACCCUAAAAGUGCAGGUUUUGUUAGCAAACUAACUCGAACUGUACAAACCCUCGCAGACUUUAUUUAAAGUUGUGCAUCCAUCUGCUGUCUGAUCUUUGUGCGCGUGAGCUGGUGAUUGGCGCACGGAGGUUGCACGAGGACGAACCGUUCCAGUUUUAAUCGCUGCUAGUUUUUUUUUUUUUUUUUUUUGCACAAGCCAGCGAUCCCGAGCGGGUGUAAGGCUAGAUGAAGGGAGGGAGGGAGUAAAAAAAAAAAGAAAAAAAAAAAAAAAAGGCAAAAGUCUUUGUGCUUCCCUUCCCCCUCAUCAAAGCAAAGGGGAAAUGUCUCUGUCCAAAGGAGGGAAGAAGAAGAACCCUGGGCUGAAGCUGGCCAAAGAAGUCUUUGCACAGCCCCAACCACCAGCAGCAGCGCCCCCUCGAGAUCUUGACUCGAAAGCUUGCGUCACAAUUGGAGAUCAGAACUUUGUGGUGAAGGCCGAUGACUUGGAGCAGAAUGAAGAGCUGGGCAGGGGAGCGUACGGGGUCGUGUACAAGAUGAAACAUGUGCCCAGUGGUGUUAUCAUGGCUGUCAAGAGGAUUCGUGCCACCGUUAACACUCUGGAGCAGAAGAGGCUUCUGAUGGACUUGGACAUUUCCAUGAGGACAGUGGACUGCUUCUUCACGGUGACCUUCUAUGGCGCCCUCUUCAGAGAGGGGGAUGUUUGGAUCUGUAUGGAGCUGAUGGACACGUCUCUGGAUAAGUUCUAUAAGAAGGUUACUGAGAAAGGCAAAAAUAUCCCCGAGGACAUCUUGGGCAAGAUCACAGUAGCAAUUGUCAAGGCAUUAGAGCACCUGCACAGUAACCUGUCCGUAAUACACAGAGAUGUGAAGCCCUCCAAUGUUCUGAUCAACACUCAGGGCCAAGUGAAGAUGUGCGACUUUGGCAUCAGUGGCCACCUGGUGGACUCUGUGGCCAAAACAAUAGAUGCAGGCUGCAAGCCCUACAUGGCGCCUGAGCGGAUCAACCCUGACCUCAACCAGAAAGGCUACAGUGUCAAGUCAGACAUUUGGAGUCUGGGUAUCACAAUGACUGAGCUGGCCAUUUUGAAGUUCCCCUACGACUCCUGGGGCACCCCGUUCCAGCAGCUCAAGCAGGUGGUGGACGAGCCGUCUCCGCAGCUGCCCGCCGACCGUUUCUCCCCAGAGUUUGUAGACUUCAUCUCCCAGUGCUUAAGAAAGAAGCCGAAUGAGAGACCUGCUUAUACAGAAUUAAUGCAACAUCCGUUUCUCACCAUGCAUGACUCCAAAGACACAGACGUGGCCAGUUUCGUCAAAGUCAUCCUGGAUGACUGAUGGGUGCGGGCCCCAGCCCAUCGGGUCAGGUGGGACCUCUCAGCAAACAAACCAAUGGCCUGCCUACCUUUUUUUUUUUUUUUUCUCUUUCUUUUAAACUCACUGGAAUGACAGACUCUCAAGCACCCACACACAAAGGGGGGUGACCCAAAGACUGAGUGCAGCAUUGGAGUGGGAGAGUGGUGGUAAUAUGAACUCUACAGUAAAAAAAAAAACAACAACAACUGGGGAGGUUUAAUUCGCUCCUCCAAAGCUUCCUGUGUGUGCGCGUGCAAUUAUUCAACAUGACAAAUAUGAACUGAACUAGAUUUGUUGUUUUCUUUUCUCUUUUUUUUUGCCCCGCAGACCCCUUUUUUUUUUUUUUUUUUUUAUCUCUUUCAGCCAGCCGUCAUUUCUAUAUGUGAAACAUAUUGUCUGAUUACUUUGAAUAUCAUCUGCAAAACCAACAGUUAAUGUGUAUCUUGUUGUGUAUUGAAAUCUAUAUUUGCAUACGUGUUUGUACGUUUUUCUCAUUAUACGGAGUUUUGAUACUGUGUGUCGUCGACAUGUGUGAAUUUUACCGGACUGGGGCCUUAUUUGUCAGAUCGCAUCAGUUGUUGCUCCAGAGCGAUGCUAAAACUUUUUAAGAAAUGUCAAAGGUCACAUUCUGUACGUGACGACGAGUUGCAAGUCCUAACGCAGGAAUGUAACGCAUCCCUUAUCACCUGAUCCGAUUGUGAUCCAAGGCGAGGGCCCCCCCCUACUCGUCGUCUUCUUUCUUGGGUAUUAACGAGUCGGCCUCAGUGCUGCCAUUGUUACUACCUGGAAGUAUUCAGAGGUUGCCUAAUCAAGCUCACAGCUUUAUCUCUUUCUAUGUGCCAUUUUGUAAAUCGUUCUCGUGAAUUACUGCAUUAAUUGUGUUUUUGUUUUUUUUUUUCUCCUUUUUUUGGGGGGGAUUCUGUCCUGCAUUUUGAUUUGAUUUUAGCAGCAUUUAUACUCAUCCCUUUGGCUUCAGUUCUCAAUUCUGGAGUAUUUUUCUUUCCUCUUUUCCGAUUCCCUGUUAUGCAUUACACAGACAGUAUGUUAGGGAAAUAAUUUAUAUGUUGAUGAUGUAAAUACUAUCUACUUUUCUUUCUUUCUUUCUUUUUUUUUAUGUAACAUGGCACUGUCAUAACUUGGCAGUGCAGAUGAGUGGUAGAGUCGUUGGUAGUUUAAUGCAGUGUGACGUGCACACACACACACACACUCACACUCACAGGGCCAGCUGACUACCGUACACCUAUUUUGGACUGAUGUGCUGUCUAGCUCCACCGCUCAGGUUCCCGUGCGCUCCUUAAUGCGGACACGGCCCCCAUUUAUUUUUCCCCAGGUCGUACUCUCCUUGAGUGCCGGGCCGAGAGCCUCUUCUCAGUCCAUAGUGGGCAGCCAUUAUCUCCACGCUAUGCGGAGCCCCCUUCGCCUUGGACACGCCAGGAGGCUCUUGCCAUGUGACAGUUUUGCCACGCCAAGUGUUCAGAGACUCUUGAUGGCGAUGACAGUGAUGAUGACUGCUUUGGCUAGCACUCAUCCCCCUCUGGUUUACACUGUAGUGCAACCUUUAUCAAAAGUCAGUGAGUUAGGAGUAUUUUUGAUUGUGAAUAAUAAGGGAAAGCUAGCAACAUCACGAAGAAGCUGCUAUUCUUUGUUUGUUUUUUUUGUUUUUUUUGUCAGCCUUCUUUGGAUGGCCAUUUCCUCGGCGUGUAAAAGUGAGUUUUUUUACGCUGAUCACAAUGAGAAUGGAACACUUGCUCUACCUCUUACUCCUUCACUCUAUUUGACACCUUUUCAUUGGGUGUGACCGACAAACUUGAACUAUGGAAAGACAAAAAAAUAAAUAAAGGCUUUAUUGUUCAGUA